Scaptodrosophila lebanonensis is the source of this 1341-nucleotide messenger RNA. RefSeq names its product serine/threonine-protein kinase GD17699. The transcript has a single exon. Gene Ontology annotation, biological process: protein phosphorylation; mitotic DNA damage checkpoint signaling. Gene Ontology annotation, molecular function: protein serine/threonine kinase activity; ATP binding. Gene Ontology annotation, cellular component: nucleus. NCBI's taxonomy places the organism in Eukaryota, Metazoa, Arthropoda, Insecta, Diptera, Drosophilidae. The record is from RefSeq and is a predicted model, not a curated record. Bases 1 to 1341 code for a protein of 446 amino acids.
AUGCUACAACGCGUGAACCCCUACGUACCGAGCUUAACGCUGACGAGUGUCCCGCGGUGUCACGAAUUGGUUGUUGCACGACCUCGAACGCCACGCGAGGCUAAACGCGUUCUCUUUCUGAGGAACAAUGAUUCCGUCUUCAAAGGCGUUCCACUGGCCGUUUCCGCACAUCGAUAUCGCACUUUUGACAAAUUGCUGGAAGAAGUGACCGUCGCUUUGCAGCAAUGCCAAGGAUAUCUGCCAGUGGCCAUUUGGCAGAUACGUCGGCUGAAUGGAGUGCUCAUCAGAAGCAUAGAGGAGUUUCUUCAAGACGAUGUUGUUGUGGCACUGUGUAAGCAUGAAAGAUUUGCCAAUAUUGAUUACAAUGUUAAGAAAACCGUUGUCGAGGCUUUGGAGCAAAGAGUGCGAUUGAGGCUUCGCUUUAACUUGAACUCAGAGUCCAAUGUGUAUUCAAACCUACGGAGCUUUCGCCCCCCGACGCAUUGUUCGGCCUUGCACCCUCUUUCGACAGAGGCCUUGACUUUGACCCCAGAUGUCACAACAAAAAAUAAUGAUAUCCCAAUAAUGCCGGCGACUCUGGCCAAAUAUUUCAGUGCCGGCAAGCAGUUGGAACAUGGCAUCUCAGCAGCUAUUUUCUAUGCCACCCAUUUGCACAGUGGCGAACGCUAUGUGCUCAAAAAGGUGAAUGUUUCAACUGCACAGCAUCUGGAGCUUUUAGAAUGUGAACUUCUACGUCAGCUGCAAGGACACCCGAAUAUUGUGAAUCUUGUGCUCACGCUGGCUACAAAAAACGCCGCCUAUUUGCUAUUCGAGGCCAUGGAUUGUGACCUUUUCGAUUUGCAGCAACAGAAAAAGAGUUUCGAUGAGUCCGAACUGCGUUUCAUAAUGAAAUGUAUAGCCACAGGCCUGAACUAUAUACACGAUCAUGAGAUAAUGCAUCGCGAUAUCAAGGACUCAAACGUUUUGGUCAAAUUAAAAAUGCCAAUGCAUAUUCGUAACCUAAAGAUUACUGAUUUCGGUCUUGCCUCCAAAUGUCCAGCUGGUUUUGUUCUCUUUCAAAUUGUUGGCACUGAUGCCUAUAUGGCGCCCGAGAUAUUCCAAAAAACUGGUUAUACAUACCUUGUGGAUUGUUUUGCUGCGGGCGUAUUGCUCUAUACCCUAAUUACCAACUUUGUACCAAACGAAUCAAGAAAACUAAGUUAUCCUCUAUGGCCACAGCACACGGAAUGCAUGAGCCCCGAGUUAAAGCAUUUUCUUGCCAGUCUGCUGGAAUAUGAUCCUUCAAAGCGUUAUAGCUCCAAACAAAUGUUAGAACAUGCGUUUCUUAGAGGAAGAGAAUAG